Messenger RNA from Melospiza melodia melodia, 712 nucleotides. Its product is annotated as ovomucoid-like. The record is from RefSeq and is a predicted model, not a curated record. Gene Ontology annotation, molecular function: protein binding. Lineage: Eukaryota; Metazoa; Chordata; Aves; Passeriformes; Passerellidae. Bases 31 to 654 code for a protein of 207 amino acids. The transcript is spliced from 8 exons.
CAGCAGCCUGCAGACUCCAGCGCCUCCAGCAUGACCAGGGCAGCAAUUCUGGUGCUCCUCUCCUUCGCGCUUUGCUGCGCCCCAGAUACUGUCUUUGGGAUUGAGGUGGACUGCAGUACCUAUCCCAACACCACAAACGAGGAGGGCAAAGAGGUGCUGGUGUGCAGCGAGGCCGUCAGCCCCAUCUGCGGCUCCGACGGCGUCACCUACGGCAACGAGUGCCUGCUCUGCGCCUACAACGCAGAAUAUGGAACCAAUGUCAGCAAAGACCACGAUGGAGAGUGCAAGGAAGUUGCCCCCGUGGAUUGCAGCAGGUACCCCAACUCAACCAGCGAGGAGGGCAAAGUGGGGCUGAUCUGCAGCAAAGACAUCAGCCCCGUCUGCGGGACCGACUGGGUCACCUACGACAAUGAGUGCCUGCUCUGCGCCCGGAGCCUGGAGGCUGGAACCAGCAUUGGCAAGAAGGCUGAUGGUGAAUGUAAGAAGGAAAUUGUCGCAGUUGACUGCAGUGACUACCCCAAACCUGUCUGCUCACUGGACUACAUGCCUCUCUGUGGCUCUGACAACACAACAUACAACAAUAAGUGUAUCUUCUGCAAUGCAGUCGUGGACAGCAAUGGGACUAUCUCUUUGAGCCAUUUUGGAAAAUGCUGAGUAUAGUGCCAAGAGAAUUCACCACGGGAUCCUCACUGGAAAAUCCCAGAUAAAGAUC